GUGAUUAUCGUAGUCAGUCGGUCGCAGACAUUGAUCGCGCUCGGAUCGUGCUUGAAUUUCGAACGAACAAGUAGAACUGCUCACGGUUUUAUGCCGCUGCCGCGCUAAGAAUUUCUCUCACGAACUUUUGUUUUAUCUCGCGCUACUGCUGCUAGAACUUGAACUAGACGAGAAGGUGCUUAUCGUUAUCUGAACCAAUUAACAGUCGAUCGUGAAAGUGAGUCCACUCCCCAAGUGUGUUUUGGUUUCAACUUUGCCUAACUGAUCAUUCCCGGGUGUCAUCCGCCCUAAGUUAGUUGCCCGCCUUAGGAGAAUCAACGGAACUGCCAAGUUCCCAGAACAAAGACUCUUCCGGCACAAAUCUCGAGGCGUAGAGGAGAACUUACGUAAGUGCGAGUGCUAUAGCAACAACAACAACCGCCCGCCUGACUGAGAAGGUGGCCCAUGUGGGUAGUGAUCGACGACCACCUUACUGAUCUCAGCAGAUCUCGGUCAUUUUUGUUGUUCUGUAAUUCUCCGGCCGCGCCACUUCAAGCUGACGUUCAAAAAACUUUGUAUUUGAUGACUUCACGAUAGCCAGCAACCGAUCCGUCAAACGUUGGAAGAUGGGAAACUCUCUGUGCAAGGAAUCGAACAGUUCACUCCACCCGGGCCGAGUUUUUGACAACUUUGGCAGUAUGCUUUGUCCAAACGGUUUGGGAAGUCAAAAAACUGGAAUCAAGAAAACAUACUUGAAUCGACAUGUGCUCGAAACUGGUCAAAAAUCCAACACUAUGACCAGCUGGCGGAGUACAACGCUGAGCUCAUCGGAUGGUAACGACGUCGUCAGCACACCUCCGGUGGCACCGCCGCGAAAAAAGCGCGCAACUUUGGAACGGAAUAGUUCACCGACGGUGGCGGUGUUGAAUGUUAAAAAUGGCUUCAAAGAAGUAUUCGCUCCGGAUAGCCGCCGUCCGUCGGCCAACGUACCGGAAACCACGGCGGAAGUGUUGCAACGAGCCAGUUCCCAGUCGCCAACCUUUGAAAUCGAUGCCGGCAACGAUGCGUUCAGCGACUUUUCCAAAGUACCAACGAAAGCCGAACUCGACACGUCGAAAAGCGAAACUACUAACUCCAAAUUGACCAACACUGGAAACAAAAAGUCAGACAAAUUUUUCGGUGUAAAUUUGUCCGAUACACUAACCAUCGAACCGAAGCCAACUCGCAGGAGAAAUUCCAAGCUGAAUACGGAUGAACUGGACAAAAUUGACCAGUUCAUUGAAAAGAAUACGGUGUCUCAGAACAACAGAGUACCGGUUAUUGAGGUCACGUCUGUUGAAGAGAAACUUGGAAACGGUCAUAUUUUAAAUCAUCAAAAGGAAGUAGACUUGGCCGUCGAGGAGGGCGUUAAAGAUAAAGAAAACGAGGAAAGUUUGUUACGAUUUAUUGAUCAAACUGUAGGCAAGGAGACUAGUUUGGGAAAAAAGGCCGAGUUCUUGAUGGCUAUGUUGGAAGAUUAUCCGGAAGAUCGUUAUUUGGGCAUGACUCCAGUCGAAGAACCUGUAAUUGUUCCUAGAAAACGCAAGAGCCGUCACAUUUGUGAUGAUGAUCAUCAUAUGCACAACCGCGUGCACAAUACCAGUGAAUCCUCUAUGAACCUGAUCACAACAGAAGCUUCGAUCGAAACGCCCCCAAGAAAACCGAACAGAGACUUCAGCAGAUAUCUAGCUGCUAUGGAUGCCUGCAGUGACUCUGACGAUUCCUGUACCGGACCCAUUCGUAGACCUCGGACACCGACUCGUAACAUGUUGGUCGCUCCUCCAUCUCCACCUAAGUUGGUGAAGAGUCACUCGGAAAAACAAUUCAAGAACCAUAUAAAAGAAGACGCUACGAGUACUCCAAAAAAGAAAACAAGUCCGGAAAGCACAAAAGCUCAUACGCCACGUACACUUAAACGAAUCAUCUCGAUGCCCUCGACAGUUCAACUAGAUGUUGGUACCGAAUCUCGCAGUACAACUCCUCAGCCUCAGCUGCUGAAAAGUAGUAGCUCCAGUUCGUUUCUCAUGAAAGACCUUUCGAAGGCGCACAUAAGUGUGGGCCGAUUUACCCCCGAAGACCAUUCACACAACGCAGCUGACGAAUUAGUCAAGCCAAAGUCACGCCUGGCAGUCCGUAAAAUAUCCACAAAAUCGAUCGAUAGCUUACCCUCAACCCCAACGCCAACGGUUGAAGUUAGUCUACCAAAGUUCACCAUCGGCACCAAGGAAGUCGUAAGAACCAACUCGGAAAGCCUGGAACCACCGGCAGUUCCUAAGCGUAGAAAGUCCUCCGGCAAUGAUCUGAAGCAAGAUCCACUGUUCCAUCCCGUUUCGCAAUCAAGACCCCUGCCCAAGGAAAUUCUCGGUUACGACUUGGGAGCCUUCCUUGAAGCAUCCAAAGUUCUGCACCAUCACGACAUAACCAACGUCAUCGAAAAUGUCUACAAUGCUACGGACAGCGAGGAGAACAUCAUUCGAGAGUUUCAAGAGUAUUUGGUCGAUCAAAUCAACGCUGAAGUUAACAGUCCCAAUCCUCAGAACCCAAAUACCACCAAACUGUUACAAGCUUUGGACGACCGGAAGGAUGAAGAAAAGCUUGAUAACGUGAGCAUAGAGUUGGUACCAUCGGAGCAUUCGAUUAAAUCGAACAACUCCGAUAUCGACGAUUGUUUCGAUCAGGAAUUCGAAAAAAUAGAAAAAACUGAAGUGAGCGAUAAGUUGGGUGAAAUUGUGGAGAUCAAACCUCAAACUUUCCGAAAAGGUCGCCGCGAAAGCAUCGACGAUAUGACGGAUUGGUUCGAGAGCGGCUCUGAAGUCGGAUCGGCCAUCGAAGACGAUGAUAAACUUGGAAAAAUGGUUAGCGUUAAGAGUGUCACCAACUCACGGCUAACUUCUAGACGGGAGAGUAUCGAAGACGUAGACAGUUGGUUUAAACACCACAACGAUGCGCUUCCGGGUGAGGAAGAAAUCAUGGGCACUCGAAGACAGCGUCGUGGAUCGGAUGGUUUCCUGGCGUACGAUACCAGCAGACAGUAUCCGUUCGGGGUUGUUCAGCACCGUCGUGAGUCGCUUUCCGCGGAUAUGUUCGAAGACAUUACCAAAUUACACGAAAUGGGUGUAAGCAAAGAUAACCCUUCCUCGCCAACUGUGAAAAAUCUGAGACUACAAGAGAGACGGGGAUCGGAUGGACUUGUUUGCUACGAUACAACCAAAAAGUUUCCCUUCGGUGAACCCAACUUAGAACUACCCAAGGCACUGGAAGCUUUGAAAAAUAAAGAACCCAAUAAUGAACCCAAAACCCCACCAUCAUUGGAAAAGAUGGACGAAACUUCUAAGAAAGAUUCAGAUGUAAACAACAGAGAUAAAACCCCAGAAAUCAAAGCUAAGGAGGAAGAUCCACUGAAGCAAACUAACAACGAACACAAGGAUAUUCCUGCAACGAAAGCUAACAACGAAGAAGCGGACACUAACGGAAUAGAUACUAAGAAAGGGAAGAAUGACCACAGCACACUGCUGAAGUUCUUGUCGAAGGAAAAUCUUAUUGAAUAAAAGUUGAUUAUUCACUUGAAUAGCUAGAAAUUGGGUCAGAAGAGUCAGUAUUAUUGUAAAGAAUUGCAACACAAUAGCUACCGAAGGUUAGUCACUAGAAUGUAGAACUUAACUAUUAAUGAAAACUUACCAUUGUCCUUUGUUUGCCAUUUUUAAAAUGGAAGAAGUGUCUAAUAAAUAUCAAUGAAUGAA
Uranotaenia lowii is the source of this 3758-nucleotide messenger RNA. RefSeq lists its product as uncharacterized. The transcript is spliced from 5 exons. The coding region runs from base 606 to 3566 and encodes 986 amino acids. The record is from RefSeq and is a predicted model, not a curated record. Lineage: Eukaryota; Metazoa; Arthropoda; Insecta; Diptera; Culicidae.